AAUCAAGAUCUCGGAUUCAAUCUUAUAUAAUCAACUAAUCAAGAAACGAAAGAAAAUCUGAAAUUAAAUAGGUUAAGACAACGAAGAGAAGGACGAGCAAGGAAGAAGAGGACCGACUACAGAGAAGUGAACAUCGGCCCAUUGCCCAUCGUUCGGUGCUCCGCUGAUCACGGUUGUGCCCCUACUGCUCCGCCACAGCUUGCUUGCAAAAGAUCCUAUGUCUAGUGUGGAGGAUAACAAAGAACAAGGACAGAUGGAUGUAAAUACAUCUAAUGAGGCCAUGCCAUCAACCAAGGAGCAGGAGGAAGUUAUAAAGAAAAAAUAUGGAGGACUUCUGCCUAAAAAGCAACCACUUAUAUCAAAGGACCAUGAACGUGCCUACUUUGAUUCUGCUGAUUGGGCGCUUGGAAAGCAAGGAGGUGAAAAGCCCAAGGGACCACUUGAGGCUUUACGGCCAAAGUUACAGCCAACACAGCAGCAAACGCGUUACAGGAAAUCUUUUUGUGCUCCUUCAGGAGAAGAAGGAGGAAGUGUUCCAUCAGUGGAUGCGCCUUCCAACGAGUAAGCAGUCCGUCUUUUGAUGAUCUGCUGAGUAUUAUUCUGACACCAUUUAGUUGUUUCCAACAAUAAGUUGUUCAUGUUUCUUAGUAGCAUAAGACAACUGAAUCUAGCCUGCUGCUCUGUUGUAGACUCUUAUUGAACUAUGAUUCUUAUGAUUUAUGGUUACAUCCCUUUAUCUUUUA
Messenger RNA from Prosopis cineraria, 743 nucleotides. RefSeq lists its product as uncharacterized. Bases 218 to 565 code for a protein of 115 amino acids. The transcript is spliced from 7 exons. Gene Ontology annotation, cellular component: cytoplasm. Gene Ontology annotation, molecular function: protein phosphatase inhibitor activity. The record is from RefSeq and is a predicted model, not a curated record. Lineage: Eukaryota; Viridiplantae; Streptophyta; Magnoliopsida; Fabales; Fabaceae.